AUGACCGAGGCUCUACGGCCUCUGAGGCCACUGCAGGUUUCUGGUGACCUUCACGAUCCGCAGAGCCCGCAGAUCAAGCCCGGGCCAAUAUCCAAACCUGUAUCUGUCUUGGAUCCGUUGAAGAAGCGUGCCAUUUGUUCACAAUGCAGGAUAAGAAAGGUACGCUGCGAUGGAAGACCAGAUAUCUGUCAGAAUUGCGACCGGCUCGGCUUUGAAUGUUCAUUCCAGCAAGCACCCGGUAAAUCGCCUGGUCAAUACGUCGUGAAGCUACCAGAACGGCGUCGUCGGAUGCAAGCCUGCAUUCCAUGUCAUUCUAAGAAAACACGUUGCCUCGGCGAGUUACCCAGCUGUUCUAGCUGUGUUCGGAGAAAUCGGGUUUGCACUUAUCCUAGGACUAAGAGACAAGGAUCCACCGCUCGCGGUCAUGAUUUCGCUGAAGGGUCUAACGCCGACGACAGAUCCGUGGAACGGGUUGGGACGGCAUCGCCUGGUCAGGAUAUUGGCAUGGUAGGAGCGACAGAAGGGAGUGCGCUUGAUUAUGAAACAACGAUGGGUUUGAUGGAGGAUUACUUCCAACAUCUUUAUCCUCUCCCGUCGUUCUCUUUCCUUCAUAAAGCGACUGUUCUUCAAAGAUGCAGAGACCAGACGAUGAAUGAGACCUUGAAGCUAGCAAUCUGUGCAAUUACAGCAUUGCAGCUUCAGCGCACCUCUCUAUGCCACGAUUUAUGGGUGCAACAAGCCGAACAGUCAAUAUUACAGCAGAUAGGACGGGCGUCCAUCUUUCAUCUACAGGCAUUGCUCCUCGUAAUCCGGUAUAGAAUCGAAAGCGGCGAGUUUCCUACGGCAUUCAUGUUAGCCGCGCUUGCUGCUCGAACAGCCUUGGCCCUCCGUCUAAACUACGAACGACCGGAGUUAUCCGACGUCGCACAAGAAGCACGCCGACGAUUAUUCUGGGCGCUGUACCUGCUUGACGAUUUCUUCUGUGUCGGACUUAGGGAGUUUGAAUUAUGUCCGGAGGAAACCAUUCAUCUCCAGCUACCUUGCGAUGAGGAGCAUUUCGAAGCAGGCCGUCACAUCCAUACUGGCUUACUCCGACCCGGGCUCGGAUCAUCCGAACACGUAACGGAUAUUGGUCUACGCGGGAUUUUCCUCCGUCUAACAUCCGUACGAAGAGCGGUUAUGAGAUUCAACCGACGAGUCGGCUUAGGCGAAGAGUUAUCCUCAACAAUCGGCAGUAGCAUCCAACGUUUCGAGGAGGAACUCGAAUCGCUCAAAUCCGCACUUCGCCCAUCUGACCAAUAUUCCGUAUUAAACCUAACCUCCUGUCAAUGGCAAGCACAAUUUCUAAUGCUACACACAUCAUGGCACCAAUGUCACUGCGACUUAUACCGCCUCGGACUCGACGGAUACAGCGAAGCAGCCCCUUCCCCCGUACUCAUAGCAAUCCGCCUACGGAACCGGAUCGCCAUGCAAGUUAAAUGUUUCGAACACGCAGAAAGCAUAAUCCGAAUAAUUUCCGAUUUCUCAAACCACGGGGACAGCGCAUGUUUCCUCGAACGCGACGCCGCCGUCUGCGCAUUUGAAAGCGCGCGUCUAGUCAUGUUCGGCUCUCGUAUCCCCGGCGCGACAUCUACCCUCGACGUCGCCAUAAACAAGGCUAAAUUAUCGCUUAACCUAAUAACUCGAUUCUUCCCUUACUCUGCAUCAACACAACCCCUACGCAAAGAUCUCGAACGCCUAAUAGCAAGCUACUCCGUGCGUCUAGCCCUCCAAACCCAAGAAACCCUCUCGGAACCCGACCCACCCCCCUCAGCCCGUCCCUCAACCAAAGUCUCUCAAUACGCAAGUUCACGCCAACGCCUCUCAGUCCAAAGUCUGCUCCUCCAAUCCGAUUUCGUCGACGACAGCAACGAGAUCGCCGGACCACCACCACCUCCUCCUACCAACUCCCAGGCCGUUAGCAUACCCGAACCCACUAACCCCAUAUCUAAUAACACCAGCAAUAUACCCAAAAACCAAGGAUGGGGUGUCGGGGGACAAACAAACUCCGCAAAUGGACAAAUACCGACGGCGGGUUUUUCGCUAGACGCAGGACAGGAGGACGCGGGCCUUAUAUUUAAUCCCUGGAUGGGAUUUACGGGCACGGAGGAUAUGUAUGGCGCAUCUGGUCGACCACCGGGUCUUGACGAUGAGUUCUAA
This is a messenger RNA of Hypoxylon trugodes, 2199 nucleotides long. RefSeq names its product fungal-specific transcription factor domain-containing protein. Gene Ontology annotation, molecular function: DNA binding; zinc ion binding; DNA-binding transcription factor activity, RNA polymerase II-specific. Gene Ontology annotation, biological process: DNA-templated transcription; regulation of DNA-templated transcription. The record is from RefSeq and is a predicted model, not a curated record. NCBI's taxonomy places the organism in Eukaryota, Fungi, Ascomycota, Sordariomycetes, Xylariales, Hypoxylaceae. The transcript is spliced from 4 exons. The coding region runs from base 1 to 2199 and encodes 732 amino acids. Gene Ontology annotation, cellular component: nucleus.